Molecule: messenger RNA, 903 nt
Organism: Pochonia chlamydosporia 170
Lineage: Eukaryota; Fungi; Ascomycota; Sordariomycetes; Hypocreales; Clavicipitaceae
Product: NADPH-dependent alpha-keto amide reductase
Exons: 3
Coding region: 1-903 (300 amino acids)
Molecular function (GO): oxidoreductase activity, acting on NAD(P)H as acceptor
Source: RefSeq, a predicted model, not a curated record
AUGUCCUCGAAUUCAGCUUCCAAGGGCUCGUUCCCACCAACCCUAAAGCUCAACGAUGGCAAUGAGAUCCCAGUGUUUGGCUAUGGUCUCGGAACGGCCAAUUACAAGACCACAGAGGGCUACGACAAGACAGUCGUUGAUCUCACAAAGAUGGCUAUUGACGUUGGAUAUCGCCACCUCGACGGCGCAGAAGUAUACGGAAACGAAGAGGAGCUAGGAGAAGCCAUUAAAGCAUCCGGCAUACCAAGAGACCAACUCUUCGUAACUACCAAAGCCCACGGGGAGAAGCAAAAGCCAACCCUCGAGGCGUUUGACCUGUCCCUCAAGAAGCUGGGCCUCGACUACGUAGACCUCUACCUCAUCCACGCUCCGUGGUUUGCCAACUCGGAUGAGGACCUGCAGGCAAAGUGGACUGAUCUGGAAGCCAUCAAGGCUUCUGGCAGGGCUAAGUCCAUCGGAGUGUCUAACUUUCUGCAGGAGCAUCUGGAGGCUAUUCUGAAGACGGCCAAGAUUCCACCUGCGAUUAAUCAGAUUGAGUAUCAUCCGUAUCUCCAGCACGGCGAUUUGGUGAAAUUUCACAAGAAGAAUAACAUUGCUAUUGCGUGCUAUGGGCCGUUGGUCCCGUUGACGAGGGCUAAGGGCGGCCCUGUUGAUGCGGUGUGGUCGGAGCUGGCGAAGAAGUAUGACGUUUCGGAGUCUGAGAUUGGGUUGAGGUGGAUCUUGGAUCAGGGCAUGGUUGCGCUUUCGACGAGUUCGAAUAGGGGGCGACUGGAGAAUUAUCUGGCAAGGUUGCCUGGUUUUAAGCUUACGGACGAGGAAGUCGCUCGGAUUGCGGAGGUUGGCAAGCAGAAGCAUUUCCGGGCGUUUUGGAGGAAAAAGUUUGAUGAGGAUGACAGGCGAUAA